Molecule: messenger RNA, 240 nt
Organism: Puccinia graminis f. sp. tritici CRL 75-36-700-3
Lineage: Eukaryota; Fungi; Basidiomycota; Pucciniomycetes; Pucciniales; Pucciniaceae
Exons: 2
Coding region: 1-240 (79 amino acids)
Source: RefSeq, a predicted model, not a curated record
AUGUCGGCCUGCUGGAUUCCACAAGAUAUCGUUGUGAAGUUUGGAAUUUUGUGGAUAUCUGGACCAAGGGCGCAACAGACCUGGAAUUUGAGCGUUGCACACCUGGGAUUUGAGAAUCGAUAUCCGCAAGUGGCCAGCGAUAACAACGAGCUGCUAGAUUCCAAAUUCAAAGAUAUCAUCAACCUGGAAUAUGACCGUCAAUAUCCGCAAGUGGCCAGCAGCGAUAACAACGAGUGGUAG